GAUUCAGGCUGGAAAAAUGAGAAAUAUUUCAACCUCUCAAAAACAACAUCACAUUUUCCAAUUACUGCGUUACUGGGAAUUCCAAGCCAGAGGAAUCGCCGUCUCGCAAGUCAGUUCAAAGCAGUAAUAAACACAGAAGAAAAAUAUAUUAAAAAGCCUCACGUCAACUAUGGCAAGCAACGACGCAUCAGGCCCAGUCACAGACUACGACAAAUUCAUGGUUGAGGGCUGGGGCAGCGUGCAAGAGUUCAUGGCCGCCUUCAAGCUUCAGCCGGGCGACAUGGCCAAGGCGCACCGGAUCAUUGACGAGAUAUGCGCGCCGCAGCCCGACGACGAGGAUGUGGACGAGGAUGGCGACGGCGCCAUCGACUAUGACAAGUUCAUGAAGGACGGCUGGGGCUCCGCGGACAAGUUCUUGGCGGCGCACGGGUUGAAGGCGGGUGAGAUGGACAAGGCUAGGAGGAUCAUCGAUCAGAUGUGCGCACCUGACGAGGAUGAGUGAAGGGUGGUGGGUUUACUCUUGUUCUUUUGCAUAAGAAGGCGAUGAUCGGAAACUACGAUGCCCUGACAUCACCCGAGCCGAGAUGGGCUGCAUUUACGCGCCGACUCGGGUGUGUACGCCGGUUGCGCUGAUGCCAUGAUGCGUCCUGGUUUGAAACUCGGGUGUGACUACAUGGACCUGGGACUUCAGGGCCUACACUCACAGUCUUGGGCUCAUUCCACGUCCCAAGCUGUCGGCCACCAUUUGGCUGCUCGAAGCCCAGAAAGAAUCAGACACUUGAGCAUAGAGUUGAUCAAUCUGCAGCAAGCCGCCUCCAUUUGGGCAUAUCCAACCUUGUCAAUUCCGGCCAGGGAAUGUCAAAAACAUAGAAGCAACCUCAUUUAAAAUGGAAAUUAUAAGUUCUUUCCAUUCA
Pyricularia oryzae 70-15 is the source of this 914-nucleotide messenger RNA. RefSeq lists its product as uncharacterized. The transcript has a single exon. The record is from RefSeq and is a predicted model, not a curated record. The coding region runs from base 170 to 502 and encodes 110 amino acids. Lineage: Eukaryota; Fungi; Ascomycota; Sordariomycetes; Magnaporthales; Pyriculariaceae.